Messenger RNA from Eublepharis macularius, 2420 nucleotides. Its product is annotated as perilipin-3-like. Gene Ontology annotation, biological process: positive regulation of triglyceride storage; lipid storage. Bases 78 to 1415 code for a protein of 445 amino acids. The transcript has 8 exons. The record is from RefSeq and is a predicted model, not a curated record. Gene Ontology annotation, cellular component: cytosol; lipid droplet. Lineage: Eukaryota; Metazoa; Chordata; Lepidosauria; Squamata; Eublepharidae.
CACGCGUGUGUCUAGGGAAUCAAUUGCGCUGGUGGCGUGACUCGGCUCUUAAACGAAGUAGUUACCCAGGUUGCACGAUGUCUUCAGAAGAUAAUAGCAUGAACCAGACUACCUCUGAAAGCAAAGAGCUGGACCAGCAGAACGUGGUCAGUCGAGUGGCCAAUCUGCCGCUGGUGAGCUCCACCUAUGACAUGGUCUCCUCGGCUUACGCCUCCACAAAAGAGACCCACCCCUACCUGAAGUCUGUCUGCGACGUGGCCGAGAAGAGCGUGAAGACUCUCACGGCGGCGGCUGUGAGCGGGGCCCAGCCCCUGUUGACCAAGCUGGAACCUCAGAUUGCAGCUGCCAAUGAGUACGCGUGCAAGAGCCUAGAUAAAUUGGAGGAAAAACUGCCCAUUUUGCAGCAGCCAUCUGAGAAGGUGGUGGCCAGCACUAAGGAAGCGGUCUCCAGCACCGUCAACGGGGCUAAGGACGCUGUGGCCAGUGGCGUGAGCGGUGUGGUAGACAUGACCAGAUCGGUGAUGUCAGGUGGCAUGAAUACCGUCAUGGGGUCCAGAGUGGGCCAGAUGGUGGCAACCGGAAUGGAUGCCGUACUGGACAUGUCAGAAGACCUGAUGGAUCACUACCUCCCUGUGACAGAGCAAGAGUUAGUUGAAUUGGCUGCUUCGGUGGAGUGCUCUGAACUGGCCACCGUAGAGCAGCAGAAAGAGCAGCAGAGCUAUUUUGUCCGCCUGGGGUCUCUCUCGAGCAAACUCCGCCACCGGGCCUACCAGCACUCCCUGGGCAAGCUGAGGACGGUCAAGCAGGGCACUCAGGACUCCCUUGUCCAGCUCCACCAGGUGAUCGAGCUGAUGGAACACGUCAAGGAGGGUGUUGGCCAGAAGCUUCAAGGAGGCCAGGAAAAGCUGCACCAGAUGUGGCUGGAGUGGAGCAAGAGGCAGGCGGGGAGCGGAGAGCCGGUGGACUCCUCGGUGCAGCCAGAGGUUGAGUCACAGACACUGGUCAUGUUCCGCGGCCUCACGCAGCAGCUGCAGGGCUCGUGCUCGACCCUCGUGUCCAGCGUCCAGGGUCUUCCGGCUUGCAUCCAGGACAAAGUUCAGCACCUCCGCCGCACCGCGGAGGAUCUCCACUCGUCUUUCUCAACGGCUCACUCCUUCCAAGACGUUUCGGCAACCAUCUUGGCCCAGAGUCGCGAGCAAGUCUCCAAGGCUCGCGAGGCCAUGGACGAGGUGCUCGACUAUGUAGUAUCGCACGUCCCCCUCCCCUGGCUCGUGGGCCCUUUUGCCCCCAACUUGGUUGAGCUUCCGGAAGCACCCAGCGCAAAGACGGAAGAUGGUUUCCAGGCCUGUGGAGAAUCAAAGGAGAAGCUGGAUGGCCCGCAAAAAGAGACCUCAGAGACUAAGAAAGACCUCUAGGUUUAUGCAGCAGAUUUCGAAAGUGUCUUUAACCCAGCUCUCGUGCAAAUAUCUGUGGGAGUUCCGUUGAAAGAGCUGUUGCAAAACCCACAGUUCCUAGGUAUUAGGAGAGCUCGUGUGCUGUUAAUGUCGCUUUGAAAUAUCUCAGUCUGUAAUGUUCACAUGUGCCUUCUAAGGAUCGGAAUUGAUGUGAACGACCAGCGACACAACCUCUUAAAGGCUGGCUGGCUUGUGUGUAAGAAUACGGUGGCUAGAACUAUACUAAUAUUCCCUGUGGAUGAAUAGAUUUCUGCAGCAUCCGUCUUUGCCAGCACCCCUCUAAGUGAGCCAUUUCAGCAUUUCGAGAUAGUAUCCCACUUGGCUCACGUAGCAUUGUGUGUAUGCAUUUUCCUAAAUAUGCACAUCUUUUUUUAGAUGUCUAGGAAAUCUUCGUUUUUCCUUCUCAUCUCACUUUAAGGGCAUUUUUCCACUGGAAUAUAGCAAAAGGUUCAGUCAGCAGAUACAAAGGCUAAUAGAUCUUCUGGUUUUCUUGUUUUUUAUUAAGUGGGGCAGGUUAAGAUCUUCGACUGAUCAGCAGGGACGCUGUGACUGUUUGUAGGGCAUUUUAAGGAGAACUGAGACUCUCCAGUGCCUUAAAUGUUACUGGGACAUCAUGUCUUCCAUUCCACCUUGACUCAGCUUCUGAUCUAUCUUUUCUCUGACAUCUCCCCUCCCCGACAGAGUAGCCCAAUAUUGUUGGGCUAGCCUUGAGAUUUGUAUGCUACACAUGUUUUUUUGAUCCUCUCGUCUUGCCAUAGAAGAGAUUUAACUGGUGCUGGUUCUCAUGCAGUGUUGAAUCUCCAUAACUGGUAGAUUCUGUAACUAUAACCAAUAUUGGGGGGGAAUUGAAAUGGUUCUUCUCUCUAAAUCAUACUAAUGCGUGUUUUUCACACUAAUGCGUGUUUUCUACUUUUUGUAUAGUGGCCAGUGUCUUGUUAAAAAAAAUUAAAGGUUUUCUGAUCAGCA